GUUGUUGACGUACUUGUAGAAAAUUAUCUCAAUGUUGUGUACAACUGUGCCAAGGGAGGUGUCAGUCGUCAAUAUUUUAACGAUCACGGCGCAGUUGACAUCAUUAUGCCAUACACCAAGGCCAAAGACAAUUCUACCAAGGCCCUGGCAGUAAUGGCUAUUGCUUACAUUCUAGAAGAAGGUGAGCAGAAUGAAUUAAUAGUGGCCGAUGAUAGUAUGAUACAUUACGUGUUGGCAAUGUUCUCAGAGGCCAUGGAUUGCUCCAAUAAAGUUUCACUAGAAUCGUUUUCUGUCGAAGAGCUGGCACAGGGACUAGGAAGCCUAGCAAACCACUAUGUAUAUAAACAGAUCAUAGUCAGACAUGGAGCUUUACAGUUGCUAGUAAGAUUGAUGAAAGAAGGAGACGACAAAGAGACAUAUUGGGCCAUUCGUUGUAUUCGGACGUUGGCAUUCAACGAUGAUAAUAUUAAGGAGAGGAUUAAGAAAGAGCCGGGCGCAAUUAGCACCAUUCAACAACUGCAGUCACAUGACGUACAGGAAACACCUGAGUUUGUCUACAACUACACACUGAAUAACCUUAGGCUGAAAAGUGUACAGGAAAUAAUAAGCCAUGAGCGGAUAGACACGGUUGUUGUUGUUGUUGGAUCACUGACAGAUGGUCAGCUGAAUCGCCUUGGAGUAAGUACUAUUGGAGACCGUGCGCGAUUGCGUGACAAAAGUCAAAAGCUCACUGCAGUAGAUGAGGUUCCUGUUGAUGGCGUUACUCGCGUCGUGGCAGGGACGGCUCAAGUUUGA
Molecule: messenger RNA, 795 nt
Organism: Saccoglossus kowalevskii
Lineage: Eukaryota; Metazoa; Hemichordata; Enteropneusta; Harrimaniidae
Source: RefSeq, a predicted model, not a curated record